UAUAUAUAUUAUUAAUCAGAGCAAUUAAAGAGCAUUUUUGACAUUAAUUUAUUCUUUGUCCAAAAUUAAAACAGGAAAAAGUACUCAUAAUCAGCGGAUAGAGAGGCUAUGGAGAGAUGUCUUUUCUGGAUGCCUUAGCCUUUUUCAUGGUCUUUUGGAAAGUGAACAURGUUUGGAUGCAAGUGAUGACUCCCAUUUAUGGUGCAUACACUAUGUUUUCUUACCUAUCAUUGAUAGGCAUUUGACCACAUGGAAAGAUGCUUGGAUUCARCAUCCAAUGAGGACACAAAAGAACAAGUCUCCCAUGCAAUUGUGGAUAAGGGGGCUUCAAUCUGCUUGGAGGUCUCAUUCUACAGAGGAUGAAGUUUUUGAGAAUGAAGGUGAUAACUAUGGAAUUGGUUGGGGUGGACCUCUUCCAGAAAUAUCUGAUGAAGUUGAAGUUGUUGAAGUUCCAGAUACCAGGAUGAAAUUCCACUUAAUACCACUUCAGAUUCAACUACAGAUAUGUCAGCUGUUUCACAUGAUGAAAUUCCACUUAAUACCACUUCAGAUGCAACUACAGAUAUGUCAGCUGUUUCACAUGAUGAAAUUCCACUUAAUACCACUUCAGAUUCAACUACAGAUAUGUCAGCUGUUUCACAUGAUGAAAUUCCACUUAAUACUACUUCAGAUGCAACUACAGAUAUGUCAGCUGUUUCACAUGAUGAAAUUCAACUUAAUACCACUUCAGAUGCAAGAAGAAAUUCAACUUAAUACCACUUCAGAUGCAAGUACAGAUAUGUCAGCUGUUUCACAUGUAGAGGACAAAACCUUCAAACCUAUAAUAUGUGGUUUUGGCGUCAGCAAGUUAAAGGAUGGCACAAUGGUUACCAAUGCUGGUGGCAGCAAUGCUGGGACACUGGCUUACSAGCACAAAGAGCAACUUGACGGGGACAAACCUACGGUGGCUGUAGAUGUUUAUUCAUUUGCAGUGAUCAUGGGAGAGGAYCAACACACAAGCAACAUUUAA
Exaiptasia diaphana is the source of this 1009-nucleotide messenger RNA. RefSeq lists its product as uncharacterized. Lineage: Eukaryota; Metazoa; Cnidaria; Anthozoa; Actiniaria; Aiptasiidae. Bases 278 to 1009 code for a protein of 243 amino acids. The record is from RefSeq and is a predicted model, not a curated record. The transcript is spliced from 10 exons.